UGUUGAGAUAAUGCGCAUGCGCAAAAUAGUAUUAGCUAAUUAGUAUUUGCAGACGUCUAAAAUGCUUAGACGGAAAGAGAAACGGAAGACACAAGACGAGUCAUUUCUCCCAUUGAUGGGAUCGAAACCGGUUCAGACGAGGUCUUUUAUUGGGGGUCAAGAAGCAAAGCGUAGGCGUGGCAAUUUAGAUGUUGAUGAUGACUAUGAGGACGAGGAAGGGGAGAGACGUUUAGAAGCCAUGGUGUUUGGUGACGAGCGUGUAGUAGUGGAUAGACUUUUGGUUAAUACUACAACUGGUGACAACAGUGAGGAAGAAGAGGAUAAAGACGAACGACCUCAAGAUGUGGGACUGGUAAAGAAGCCAGUAAGAAAACCAGUGUGGGUAGAUGAAGAAGAUGAAAAAGAGAGAAUUGAUGUUAUCAACAACAAACGAUUGCGGAAACUUCGAAAAACAGAAGAAGAGCAAACACUAGAUGGACUAACAUUUACAGCAAGGCUGAGAACACAAUUUGAAAAGAUUAAUGAGACACCUUCAUGGGCUCGUCUGCCUGCUAAGAAACCUGAUGAAGAUGUUGAUGACGAUGAUGAGUUACUGAGAAGGACUGGGAAGUUGCUGUCAACUGCGACUCAGAGUCUUCCUCGUGGCAUUAUCAACAUCAAGUCUAUGAAGGGUGCAAACUGGGAGAAACCUGCAAAGGCUGUAGUUCAGGCAUUGGAAUUUCAUCCAACUUCAUCUGUCCUGCUCAUCGGCGGGUUUCACAAGACCCUGGAUUUGUUUCAGAUUGAUGGUCGUGACAAUCCUCAUAUUCAAGGAAUCCAUUUUCGUGACUUUCCUAUUCAUUGUGCUCACUUUACAUCGGACGGUGAACAGAUCGUCGUCACCUCUCGGAGAAGGAGUUUCUACGUGCAUGACAUGAUUACAGGAAAAACACUACACAUUCCUGGAAUUAGUGGUCGAAAAGAAAAGGUUUUCACCAAAUUUGUCGUCUCUCCUGACAAUGACUACCUCGCAUUUCUAGGAAAUGAUGGAUUCAUUAUUCUUGUUUCUAACAGAACUAAACAGUGGAUAGCAAACUUGAAGAUGAAUGGAGAAGUUACUGCAGCAACGUUUUCACCGGACAGCUCACUGCUGUUGUCUCAUGGCAGUGAAGGUAUUGUUUACGUGUGGGACAUGUCGACUCGUGAUUGUAUCCACACGUUUGUUGACGAUGGUUGCAUGUGUGCCACUUCACUGUCGGUUUCUAGCGACAACCAACACUUUGCAUGCGGGUCAGACAGUGGAGUGGUGAAUGUGUACAAUAAGUCAUGCCUUACAGAUGCAAGGCCAAAACCGGUAAAAGCAGUCAUGAACUUAACAACAACGAUUCAGCACACAAAGUUCAAUCAGACAGGUGAAGUGUUGGCUCUCUCGUCUAAGAUGGUAAAGAAUGGCUUACGUCUGCUGCAUGUUCCUUCUCUCACCGUUUUUUCGAACUGGCCAAACAGAAACUUGCCUCUGAAUCAUGUCAAUGCCUUUGACUUCUCUUCUCGCAGUAAAUACCUCGCUGUGGGUAAUGACCAAGGAAAGGCUCUUCUGUUUAGAUUGAACCAUUACAAAUGAGAGUUAUUAGUGUUUAUGUAGGCGUUAUCCUUGGUCAUGUGGUCAAAACUUAUGACUGUAGGGAAAACGUGCGUACAGCUGUACACAGAACAAAAUUUUAAAUGAUUUCU
This is a messenger RNA of Corticium candelabrum, 1710 nucleotides long. Its product is annotated as U3 small nucleolar RNA-associated protein 18 homolog. The record is from RefSeq and is a predicted model, not a curated record. Gene Ontology annotation, molecular function: protein binding. Gene Ontology annotation, biological process: rRNA processing. The transcript has 14 exons. Gene Ontology annotation, cellular component: small-subunit processome; Pwp2p-containing subcomplex of 90S preribosome. The coding region runs from base 62 to 1600 and encodes 512 amino acids. Lineage: Eukaryota; Metazoa; Porifera; Homoscleromorpha; Homosclerophorida; Plakinidae.